AACAACGUAGUCGCGACGUCGACUGUUUGCCGGCGAAAAUAAGGCCAAGCCUUAAGCCCCCUUAAGCCAAGGUUAAGCUGAAAAGAAAAGCAGUGUAUUCUGACGUUAUCAGCUGGUAUUUGGUUGUUAUGAGCAUGUACCACUGCUUUGCUAUGGCUCAGCACCGAUUUACAUUGUCUGAUAGGCUUAUCAGAGCAAUCAGCGGCUGGACCCUAUCACCUAAGGACUCUGUAGAAUCUGUACUCGCUGAAGGAGCCGAUGUGAAUCAGAUGCAUGGCACCCUCCUACCUCUACACUGUGCUUGCAUGACAGGAGAGGAUGAUUAUGUUAAGCUUCUUCUGGAUCAGGGUGCAGAGGUGAAUGCUGUUGAUGGGUAUGGUCGAGCUGCUAUCCAUUACGCUGCUGAACAAGAUGUAGACUGCCUAAGCCUUCUCCUGGAAUCUGGUGCUGACCCAAAUGCCCUUAACGCCAACGGUGAGACUGCCAUUCAUUGGGCUUCCUUCCGCAACCAGGUUGAGUGUGUCCAGGCUCUUCUUUCAAAGAAUGCAUCCAUCAACAUACCAGAUAUCCAUGGCAACACUCCACUUAACUGGGCAGCAAUGAAGGGAAACCAUGAGUGUGUGCAGUUGCUCCUGGAGUAUGGUGUCGAGACCCACACGUCAAGUGUCGACGGAGUAUCCCCCAUCUCUCGGGUUGCUUCCUUGAUUGCAGCGGGACUCGACGUUGAAGAGGAAGAAAGUUGCCUAAAUCUACUUAUCAGUGCUACCGGUCAGUUUGACAUUCGAGACGAAGAUGGUUUGAUCCCCUCCGCCAUUCAAAAUGACACGGCUUUAUGCAAUAUGCUAUGGCAGCUUUGCUCCCAUCCUCGGUCAUUGCGCCAGCUGUGUCGUUAUACUAUUAGGCACCACCUCAACAAUACGCAUCUUCCUACUGCUGUAAAACUGUUGCCACUUCCAGCACGCCUACAGAGGUACCUACUACUGCAAACUUGAUGGUAAUAAUUUCUAGAGAGACUGCAUAUUUAUAUAUAAGCUACAAUACAAUAAUGUGGACCUCUUAGAAAAUCCAUACAGUAAAUAUCCACCCUAUCAUAAUGAUAACAAUACUAAAUAAAAUCUUCAUCAAUUGAUUGGUUGAUAGUGUACAUGUGACUAAACUUUGUUGUGCCUAACACAAAAUUUUACUUAAUGAGCAGUACAGUGGUGACCAGGCAUAAGGAAAUUAACCAGCCAGCCCAAAACCAACAAUAAGUCACCAGGAAAGGUUCUCUUUAAAUAGCAAAAUAGAAAUUUGGUCUCCAAUUUAUAAGCAAAAAAAAGGAAAAUUAGAAAAAGAACAAAUUGUCUCCUCCAUACUGUCAAAGUCUGAAGAUGCAAAGUUGAAUGAAAGACAAAAUGAGUUGCUUAGACACCAUUUCUUAUGGACUGCCUGUAACUAAGAAUGAAUAAUGCGCACAUAUUGUGCUUUAGUGAACCCAAACUUCAGUCCUUGUUUUUAUCCUUUUUUCGAUUCAAUCAAGUACUGGUGAGGGUUAUUGAUCAAUUUUGAUAAGUUGUAUUUCAAAGCUUGCGAUGUGCUAUUUCAACAAGCUCAAGGAAAAUCCCAAAUUCAUUUGUGGAGACUUAUUUAUGGUUUUUGGGGUGGAUGGUCACAAAUGUUAACGUCACAAUAUACUUUCCAUGUAUAUAGAAAAAAACAGUAGGGAAUGCAGGAAUGUUCAAUGAAUGUAUGUCUCUCAACAAUAAAAAAACAUCUUUGGGACCCGUGGAAAAGAACAUUCCUGCAUUCUUCUUAAGUAAUACAUUGAAAAUGGACAAUACAGCUUGUCCUUCCUGUUGACUGGCUAUUCUAAUUCAUUUUGAAUUAUGUUGGCACCACAUCCCUAGCGAGAUAAACUAAUUAGAAGAUCAUCAUGUCUGUACAACUAUUAUCUCUUAUUUCAUGAAAAAAAAAUUAUUUGCUUUGGGAUGUUUUUGAGUGCAUACACCCUUCUUCACUUGAGCGUAAUUCCAUUUACAAAUGAUUGGAAAGUAAGAGAAUUAAUAACAUGGUUUCCAAGUUUAAAUACCCUUUCUUCAUUUGAAAAUUAAGUCAAUAUGAAGAUUUAUACAAUGUUAGUCAUGAUCAUUUGACUAUUUAAUGCAUCUGGUAAACAUUUUGGGGAAAAUAA
Messenger RNA from Lytechinus variegatus (green sea urchin), 2170 nucleotides. It is a transcript of the gene asb8, whose product is annotated as ankyrin repeat and SOCS box protein 8-like. The transcript is spliced from 4 exons. NCBI's taxonomy places the organism in Eukaryota, Metazoa, Echinodermata, Echinoidea, Temnopleuroida, Toxopneustidae. Gene Ontology annotation, molecular function: protein binding. The record is from RefSeq and is a predicted model, not a curated record. Gene Ontology annotation, biological process: intracellular signal transduction. The coding region runs from base 129 to 992 and encodes 287 amino acids.